This is a messenger RNA of Schizosaccharomyces cryophilus OY26, 967 nucleotides long. Its product is annotated as 6-phosphogluconolactonase. The coding region runs from base 40 to 819 and encodes 259 amino acids. The record is from RefSeq and is a predicted model, not a curated record. NCBI's taxonomy places the organism in Eukaryota, Fungi, Ascomycota, Schizosaccharomycetes, Schizosaccharomycetales, Schizosaccharomycetaceae. Gene Ontology annotation, molecular function: 6-phosphogluconolactonase activity. The transcript is spliced from 2 exons. Gene Ontology annotation, biological process: pentose-phosphate shunt; carbohydrate metabolic process.
GCCGAAUUCUAUACAUAGCAAACUUACUAAGCAGUCAUUAUGUCGGUUUACUCGUUUUCUGAAGGUAGUUCCGUUGCCAAAGCUCUUGGACAAUAUGUAAAAAAUAAGUACGAUGCUGCUAUGGCAAAGCAUGGAAAGUUUACUUUGGCUUUGAGCGGUGGUAGCUUACCCAAAGUCCUUGCUGAAGGAUUAUCCCAACAGAAAAACAAUAUUGACUUCUCAAAAUGGGAGGUUUUCUUUGCUGAUGAGCGUAUUGUCCCGUUGGAUGAUGAAAAUUCCAACUAUGCUCUUUGCAAACAAGUUUUGUUUGAUGCCCUACCUGGAUUCGUACCUGAACAGGUUCAUACCAUCGAUACUGAGCUCUUGAAGCAAGAACCCUUGGAUGCCCAGGCCUUUGCUGAUGAAUACGAAAAGCAAUUGGUGCAUGUCUUUGCUAAUGCCUCCACUGUUAAAGUACCCGUAUUUGAUUUGAUGUUGUUAGGUUGUGGCCCCGAUGGCCAUACUUGCUCUUUAUUUCCUGACCAUGAACUUUUGGAAGAAGAUGUUGCCUGGGUUGCUCCAGUUACUGAUUCUCCCAAACCCCCCAAGGAACGUAUUACUUUGACUCUUCCCGUCGUCACCCAUGCCUUGUCUGUCGCCUUUGUAACCACCGGUUCUAGCAAGCAAGACAUUUUACCUUCCGUCAUUGAAGAUAGUACGUCCAAGUUGCCCUCUGCCUUGAUAGCUCGUGCUCAUCCUGACCGAGUUAGCUGGUUUUUGGAUGACGCAGCUUCGGCUAAACUUGACAAAUCCGUUUUACGUGUUUUCCCUUUUCAAUAAACGCUUACGGAUAAUUUGAUCAAGAUGUAACGGUAUUUUCUCCUCAAUGGAUUUCUUUAGUUGCCUUUGUUAUUUUUACGUUUUAUUUUUGUUAGAAAACCAAGUUUUUCCAUAAAUGGGUAUAAAUAUUAAAUUUUAACGCUUAAGA